GCAUCCGGGGUGAAAGUGUGCGAUGAGGUGGUGAACUGUUUCACCAACAUGAAGGUGCGCAAGGCGUGUGCUAAGGGAGAGGCGAUGAAGAGGAAGAAGGCCAUCAUGCUGGUCAUCAACAAGACCAAGGACCUGAUCAUCCUGGACGAGGAGAGGCAGAUCCUCAUGGGCGACAUCCAGCAGGGACUGAUCAAAAAUCCCUUCGACCACUUCAUGAGCAUGUUCCACACGGACCGCUGUUGCUAUGCCAUCUAUGAUGCAAACUAUGAGACCAAGGAAUCUAAGAAGGAGGAGCUCAUCUUCAUUCAUUGGAGUCCAGAAGGGGCCACAAUUCACGACAAGCUGAUCUACGCCAGCUCCAAAGAUGCAGUCACCAAAAAGUUUAACGGCAUCAAGCAUGAAUGGCAGGUGAAUGGCUUUGAUGACUUGGCCGACAUCCAAUCAUUGGCUGCAAAGCUGGGCUCCGAUGUGGUGGCCGUAGAGUCUCGACACAUCUAACUCCAGCCCCACGACCAUCAUCCAUCUUUCCAACGUCUUGUGUGUGUGCUGGGUUUCUGAUUUUUUGUUUUUGGGCCUACCACGCCCCUUUCAGUUUGUACACACUUGUCUUUGACUCCCCUACUCUAAUGCUUGCUUUUUAUUAAAUCCUGUCUGUCUGUAAUUUGGGGACCAGUUAUUUAGAGGGCUCCUGACACCAAUAACCGGGGCCUCGGGCAGUGGGGUGGGGAGGGGAGGAGGAGAGUCCCGUGGGGCAGAUAUUACUCGUUCACAGGCCCAAGCCUGGACAAGUUAGUGGAGGGGUGAUCAGUGAGUGUCAAGAUGUAUUUAAAUAAAAUGAACCAUAUCGCUGUGGUGGCUGUUGUCUUGCCGACACCGUUCCCCGAGUUUGGGACAGUGUGAUCCACCGCUCUGCCCAGUAAUUUAGACACCCCCUGGUUUGGUUUUUGGCUGGGGACUGUGUCCUGGCCAAGAUAAUUUUGUAGACCUUUGUAUUCAGCAUUUAACAAUCUCCUCUAACCAGUGAUGCCACGCCAACCUUAAUUAGAACUCUUGUUCCAUGUGUAAUUUUGGUCCGUGUUUUCUAAGCAUUCCUAAUGUUUUAACGAGAUUUACAGCGGGGGUCCACAUUGUAAACGGGCACUGCAUGUGUAAUGUGAUUGGGGUUUAAUAGCUUGGGGGGGGAGGGGGGGGGGGGUGGGGGGGGCUUCUGCUGCUCCAGUGGGUGGUGGGAUUCAGUGUCUUGUGAAUGGUUGAUAGUUUUCAAAUCUGAACCCCUGACUAAUGUGGACGUUGCAUCUGACCAUCGAAAAUAAAAGUGUGACCAAUAUCUCCA
This is a messenger RNA of Leucoraja erinaceus (little skate), 1333 nucleotides long. Its product is annotated as cofilin-2-like. Gene Ontology annotation, biological process: actin filament fragmentation; actin filament severing; cell motility. Gene Ontology annotation, cellular component: actin cytoskeleton; cytoplasm; actin cortical patch. Lineage: Eukaryota; Metazoa; Chordata; Chondrichthyes; Rajiformes; Rajidae. The coding region runs from base 49 to 498 and encodes 149 amino acids. Gene Ontology annotation, molecular function: actin filament binding. The record is from RefSeq and is a predicted model, not a curated record. The transcript has 3 exons.